AGAGCGAAAGAGGGAGAGAUGAAAUGAGACUAGAGAAUCCAAGCUGACAGCUUCCCUAAUAGAGCAUGAGUAACUCGGCUAGAGAAGCAGGGAAGCGUUGGAUUGCAGCACAAUUUUCAUUUCGAUAUUUUCAGGAGCAUGUUUAGAGUUUAGCUCAUCUUUUGACGGUUUAUGAGCACCGGAGAGAAUCUCUAAAAAUGGACCACCGAAUCAACUUUGAACAUUGGAAGGAAUUAUUCUUUUUUUGUCUGAUUUUUUCCGUGUCGUCUGGAGAGGUGCGUUACGUCCUACCAGAGGAGAUGCAGCCAGGUUCUGUAAUUGGGAACAUUGCACGAGAUCUCGGUGUGGAGGCGAGGGAGCUCGGUGCUCGUCGUGCCCGUGUUGUUGCAGACGGAGCCAGUCAGCUCUGUGAACUGGACCUGUCAUCAGGCAAUCUUUUGAUCAGCCAACGGAUCGACCGAGAGGAGCUCUGCGCACAAGGAAGCGUGUGCACCAUCCAGCAUCAGCUUUUACUUGAGCAGCCCCUUCAAGCAUUCAGUCUACUUUUGGACAUUGCAGACAUAAACGACAACACUCCAGUGUUUGCCGCAGAGGAGAUCAACCUUGAUUUGGUGGAGUCCACAGUUCUCGGGAGACGUUUUCCCCUGGAGAGUGCGCAUGACCCAGACUUGGGCACGAACUCUGUCAGUGAAUACAAACUCAGCCCGAAUGAGCAUUUUGGCUUGGAAAUAAGUACCCAAAUAAAUGGAAAUGCAUAUCCAGAGCUUGUUCUUAAAAAGCCAUUAGACCGAGAAGCACAAGCUGAACACGUGCUGAAAAUCAAUGGCAUCGACAGGGGAAGUCCAGCCAGAACUGGGACUGCUUCUAUCCGUAUCCGGGUUUUGGACGCCAAUGAUAAUGUCCCCGUUUUCAGCCAGAGGGUUUAUCGAGCAUCUGUAUCCGAGAACUCUGUCACAGGGACUUUAGUAGCACAACUGAAUGCCACAGACUUGGAUGACAGCCUUUAUGGGGAGAUAACAUACUCUUUCAGUCACCUGACGGACAAGACCAGAGGAGUUGUUAACAUUGACCCUCUGAAUGGCGAAGUUCGCGUGGCAGGUGUCCUUGACUACGAGGAGGCGAGUACUCACGAGUUGGAUGUGCAAGCUAAAGAUGGAGGCGGCCAGGCCUCCCACUGCAAACUCAUCAUCGAUGUCAUUGACGUCAAUGACAACAAACCUGUGAUUGAAAUCAAGUCGGCGUCUGCGAACAUACUGGAAGACUCCAAACCCGGAACGAUGGUGGCCCUCAUCAAUAUAUAUGACAUGGACACCGGAAAUAGCGGACACGUCACGUGUUCCAUUCCUGACAAUGUCCCAUUUCAAAUUGUGUCAGAAGUGAAAAACUAUUACAUGCUAGUGACUGCUGCGGCGCUAGAUAGAGAAGUUCAAUCGGAGUAUAACAUUACCAUCACUGCGACUGACUCAGGCUCUCCCUCACUGGAGAGCAGAAAAGUUUUAUCCAUCGUGGUGACUGAUGUAAAUGACAACCCUCCAACUUUUACCCAACACGAGUAUACCGCCAACAUCUUGGAAAACCAACCUGCUGGCACGUUUGUUAUGAAAGUAAUGGCACAGGACAUGGACGAUGCAUCCAAUGCUAAAUUAAUUUACCAAAUACCAAAAGAGACAAAUCCGGAAGUUUCUUCCUUUCUUACCAUGAACAUGGAAACGGGAGAGCUUUUCACAUCGCGCCUCUUCGAUUACGAGCAGUCAGUUCACUUCCAAAUCAAGGUGGAGGCCCGAGAUGGAGGCGAUCCCCAACUCACCACCACCUGCACCGUCAAUGUUUUUAUUGUCGACCAAAAUGACAACACGCCAGUUGUUCUAUAUCCUGUGCAAGCCUUCAUUGCCGAGGACAUAGUUCCCUUCGAAGCACCAAGAGGCUAUUUAGUGACCAAGGUGGUGGCUGUAGACGCAGACUCGGGUCACAAUGCGUGGUUGUCUUACAGAAUAAUCAAAGAAACACAGCCCAAUCUGUUCAUGGUGGGCUUACACACAGGUGAAAUUAGAACCACGCGAGCCUUUAUGGAGCUUGAUGAACCGAAGCAAACAAUUGUUAUCGUGGUCAUGGAUAACGGGCCAGAAGCUCUGUCUGCCACGGCGACAGUUAGUAUCGCCGUUGGCGAGGGGUUGCCAGUUCUACAAGAACUCUUUGAGCUGGCAGACGAAUCUCAGGGCAGCGAUAACUUGAGGCUCUAUUUGAUUAUUGCGCUGUUCACCGUUUCUUUCCUCUUAAUCCUUUUAAUCAUUGGAGUUUUUUAUUUCAAGCUUUGUCGCCAUAGUUAUGUGUACCGUUCCACUGCUGCCAGUCUUCCUGUUUUCCCGACAACGUAUUAUCCACCAAGUUUUACCGAUUUUAGUCGCUGUGGGACAUUGCUGAAAGAAGAUCGCUAUGAUCCAUUUCUGACCACCGGCUCAUGGAGAGGUGACUUUCGCUUCGGUUCUAACACGGAUACUGACACGCUAAAGAAAAGGAGUGCGGCUUAUCAAAAGAACACCCUUAGGCGAAUCAGUGCAGAAAGAUCUACUCUAAAGGUUCAGGCUGGUCCCGCUCAUCCUUGUUAUGUGGUCACUUAAAAACUGUCCGCAAUGGUUGCACAUGCAGUGGUUGUAAAAAGUCUACACACCCCUGUUCAAAUGCCUGGUUUUCUUUGAUGAAAAAUAAGCUCAAGAUGAUCAUUUCAAAACUUGUCAAGGUGUAGGGAAUUACAAGAUGAAAUUGAAAUGACUGUCAGUGAUUGCACAAAACCUUCAGGCUUCUGCCAGAAAACGGAGAAGAAUGCCAGGAAAAGUGUACUUGAACAACUGAACUUUAUUUGAAGUUAAUCAGAGGCAUUUUAAAUGGUGCGCGAGUGUGUGCGGACUCCCCUUGAAUUUGAGUUUGAAUCUGAGUGGUUAAUUCUGAACACAGGUACAUCCCAAUUCAGAGGGCGUGCACACUUAUGCAACAACAAUAUCGGUGUU
Molecule: messenger RNA, 3005 nt
Organism: Hippocampus comes (tiger tail seahorse)
Lineage: Eukaryota; Metazoa; Chordata; Actinopteri; Syngnathiformes; Syngnathidae
Product: protocadherin gamma-A2-like
Exons: 1
Coding region: 198-2618 (806 amino acids)
Biological process (GO): homophilic cell-cell adhesion
Cellular component (GO): plasma membrane
Molecular function (GO): calcium ion binding
Source: RefSeq, a predicted model, not a curated record